Vicia faba (fava bean) is the source of this 765-nucleotide messenger RNA. Lineage: Eukaryota; Viridiplantae; Streptophyta; Magnoliopsida; Fabales; Fabaceae. The record is from the annotation of a GenBank genome assembly.
AUGUUGGAGGCUUCUUUUAUCUUCUCUCAUGGCGAAGUUUUUUUCCAAGUGGUUAUCAAUGUUGGUACAUCAUUAAGAUUGGGUUUUGAGCAUUGGUGCGAAUACAAGGGUAGAAGACCAAUUGCGACAGUGUUUUUCCAUCUCUUCAAAAGGAAAAGUGGUGUUAAGUUUGCAAAUGGUUAUGUCAUGCUUUCUCAGAGACAAAUUGUUAAAUAUUUUGAGAGUUGCUCCGAUAGUAUGAAUCAUUUCAAGGAUCACUUCUUCUUGGUGGCUCCUCUUAGCAAGGAGGCCCAUGUGGAGAUUUGUCACCUAGAUCCUAGCACCUCCUCUGCUUGUACAAACAUAUUUCAUAAGUACUCGAAUCAGAGCCACUUUUUAACUGAAGUUGGGAUGUACCGCUACUAUAAAACUUUGCCAUCCCAUUGUUAUGGAAAAGAGAAAAGGUUAGCAUCUAUUCUUGGGUUGGAAGAGGUUCAACAUGAAGGUCCUUUUCAUAAAUGUCUCCAGUACAGAAUUGCAGAUGGGCAGUCCCAUGUGAAGACGGAUCUAAACUUCGUAUUUCUAAUGCCUCAUAGUCUGAUGACGGGUAAAAAGUUUCAUUCCUCGAAAUAUGAUGAAGAUUAUUCCUGCUUGUUAGGGAUCUCUGACGAUGUCCAUCAAAGGGAGUUAGCGGAGCUGGUUUAUCACGUUCCUUGGGCAUCAGUUAUUUUGGUCUUAGGGGUCACUGGUUGGAAAAAAGUUUUCUUAUAUGAUCACCUUCGUUAA